AUGUUAAGCUUUCUUGUUACUCUUGAUAUUGCGAUCGCGCUCGUUGGUCUAGUCCUUGCGUGGCGCCUCUUCCGCCUAAACCGCCGGGCUAUGCAAUUUCCUCCAGGUCCGAGAGGGCUCCCGUUCAUCGGGAACCUUCUCGACAUGCCCUCUGAGAAAGAAUGGCUCACCUUCGCAAAAUGGGGAGAGAAAUAUGCUUCGGUUUCUAUCCUUGGGCGGCGUUUAGUCAUCAUAAAUUCUGCUCAGAUGGCUGUCAACAUACUGGACAAAAAAAGUUCUAUCUAUUCAGACAGACCGGUCGUCGGAAUGGCCGGCGAGCUCGUCGGAUGGAAGGAGUCUCUCCCUCUUAUGCCGUAUGGGGCGCGUUUUCGCAACCAGCGUCGGUUAGCGCAUCAACUCUUCGGCAACAAUGCGUUCAUGAAGCGAUUUCUGCCGAUGUUGGAGCUGGAGACGCGUCGUUCUCUGGAGAAGAUCUUGACUGUCCCUGAAGACCUUUCUAAACAUAUCCGAAAGACUGCCGGUUCCAUUAUUCUGCAAAUCUCGCAUGGAUACAUGAUCCAAGAGGAGGAUGACCCAUCUGUGGAGCUGGCAGAACGAACACUGAAGCAAUUUUCUCUCGCAAUGGCCUCAGGCGGCUUCUUAGUCAACCUUAUUCCAAUCUUGACCCGCAUUCCAGAUUGGUUUCCUGGAGCUGGGUUCAAACAGACCGCUCGGGAGUGGGGCUCAACACUUAACGAGUUCAUAGAAAAGCCACAUAACUAUGUAAAACAGGAAAUGGCAGCUGGAACGGCCCGUCGUUCUUUUACCUUGAGUCAGCUUGAGCGCGGGGUGGAUGCUGAUGAAGAAUCUGAUAUCAAAUGGCUUGCAGGAUCUCUGUACGCCGGUGGGGCCGAUACUACCGUCGCAUCUAUCUACGCUUUUUUCAAAGCGAUGCUUCUGUAUCCCGACGUACAGGCAAAGGCACAAGCCGAGAUCGACGCGGUAGUCGGGGACGACAGGUUACCGAGAUUCGACGACCGGGAGCGCCUCCCCUAUGUCAAUGCACUAGCGCUCGAAGUCACCCGAUGGCACACUGUAGGUCCAACAGGCCUUCCUCACCGCGUUACUGAGGAUGAUGUUCAAUUCGGUUAUUUUAUUCCCAAGGGAUCAUUGAUCUAUGCGAACAUCUGGAAAAUGCUUCACGAUCCUGCCGUAUACGAUCAGCCAUUCGAGUUCAGACCAGAAAGAUUUAUCCGGACGGAAAUCAAGGAGCCGGAAUUUGAUCCCCAUAAAUUGGCGUUUGGAUUCGGACGACGAUGCGUAUUGAUCAAGAAUCCAGGAAUGGUUCUAGCGGAUGCCUCGAUAUUUAUUUCAUGUGCUAUGGUGUUAGCGGUCUUCAACAUUUCGAAAUAUUCUGAAAAUGGCGUUGUUUUUGAGCCGGACAUGGAGCAUACCGCAGGGUCUAUCAGCCAUCCGACGCCGUUCAAGUGUAUGAUCAAAGCGAGAAGCGGGAAGGCUUUAGGACUCAUCAACGAAGAAAUGUGA
Messenger RNA from Guyanagaster necrorhizus, 1524 nucleotides. Its product is annotated as cytochrome P450. The record is from RefSeq and is a predicted model, not a curated record. Gene Ontology annotation, molecular function: iron ion binding; oxidoreductase activity, acting on paired donors, with incorporation or reduction of molecular oxygen; heme binding. NCBI's taxonomy places the organism in Eukaryota, Fungi, Basidiomycota, Agaricomycetes, Agaricales, Physalacriaceae. The coding region runs from base 1 to 1524 and encodes 507 amino acids. The transcript is spliced from 11 exons.